Messenger RNA from Fusarium mangiferae, 858 nucleotides. RefSeq lists its product as uncharacterized. The coding region runs from base 1 to 858 and encodes 285 amino acids. NCBI's taxonomy places the organism in Eukaryota, Fungi, Ascomycota, Sordariomycetes, Hypocreales, Nectriaceae. The record is from RefSeq and is a predicted model, not a curated record. The transcript has a single exon.
AUGGCCAGCACAUUGGGAGACCACGAUGGCUCCAUGCCACAUUAUAGAGUUCCAGGAACCGCUAGGUCCUCAACGGCUGCUUCGACGACAUCUUCCUCCACAAGAAUUGCCCUCUUCAACUCCCUCACUCCAUCCAGUACAGCCCUGGUCAGCGAGUGUGUGGACACACCAUAUCGCCCAAUACCAAAAACCUUGAAGAUAUCUUGGCAAUGGAACAAACUACGAACUUUCUUUCUCGGCAAUGAUGGCUGCUCAAAGAUGUUUGCUGUAUCCGAACACUCUGGACUUUUUGGCCGAAACUCAGGUUCGCCUUGUCUUCUCCUCCAUAACGGACCAACCGGAAAGGACGAAAUACUAGCAGCAGCUGGCGAGACGCUGCGGGACGGGUUAUCUGACCCAGGUGUUGUAGAGAGUAUUGUCAACGUAUCCGCAGCCCCUGGGUCAGACAUCGAUACAAGGGUUGCCACUGAGAUCGUACAGGCACUAUACGAUGAAACCGAGCAGUGCGUGGUAUUCCGAUGGGCAGUAGAAACAAAGCAAGCAGAGACAGUCCAAGACUGCAGCUUUAUUCGCGAAGAAUUCGAGUGGUCCAUGACACCGCUCCAAGCGGCCAAGGAUCCUAAAUAUUGCCACGAAUUCAAGCUCUAUCGAACUGGGGAUAUGAAGGCGCCAUUGGAAUACCUCGCCAUGGCCUCCUGGAAGGAGGCAGCAUGGAAGACAUGCAAGAUUGAGUUCUCUGAUAAAGCAAUGCAGCAGAACCUUGGAGAUCGGUGGUCUCUAAUGGUGGUGAUGUCCGCCUUGAGGAUGUGGCAGCUCGGCCGAACAGGACAAGCAUCUUUGGAGUAUGUAUCGAACUGA